Molecule: messenger RNA, 12027 nt
Organism: Chanos chanos (milkfish)
Lineage: Eukaryota; Metazoa; Chordata; Actinopteri; Gonorynchiformes; Chanidae
Gene: fras1
Product: Fraser extracellular matrix complex subunit 1
Exons: 73
Coding region: 1-12027 (4008 amino acids)
Biological process (GO): anatomical structure morphogenesis; cell communication
Cellular component (GO): membrane
Molecular function (GO): protein binding
Source: RefSeq, a predicted model, not a curated record
AUGGCUAAGCCUGAAUUAAACGCAAACUUCCAUCCCGUGACCAUCCUGAGCGCCCCCAGACCACGGAUCACGCCUAACCCGUCAAAAUCAGGACCGUGCUCUAACCGUCCCUGGAACAACACGUCAUGGAGACCAGACAGUUGUCAGGACUGCACCUGCCACAAUGACAUCGUCGUCUGCAAAACCUCUUACUGCCACAACCCACAGUGUGACCUUCAGAGGGGCGAACGCUUGAGAAUACCACCCAAUAAGUGCUGUCCGGAGUGUCUCCCACAGUCCGCCGGUUCCUGUCAGCAUCAAGGAGCCAUAUAUGGGCAUGACAGCCAGUGGAGUGACUCCAAGUGCUCUGUCUGUACCUGCUCUCAUGGGACAGUGUCGUGCGCUCCUAGGCCUUGCCCUCCACUCAGCUGUGGGAGAGACCAGAGUCCCUUCAUCCCGGAUGGAGAGUGCUGUCCCAGAUGUGCCCGUAAUGGAGCAUCCUGCUCUUGGGAAGGGAGAGAACACAGGGACGGGGAGGAGUGGUCCUCAGGUCCAUGUACUAAGUGUGAAUGUAGGUCUGGACGCAUCCAGUGCUCUACUGCGGAGUGUUUACCUGUCACCUGUAAAGCGAACGAGAACCUGGUCAUCCAACCGGGACGGUGCUGCCCCCAGUGUGAGCCGGACCCCUGUCUGGCUAAUGGAAAACAAUAUAAGCACGGAGAACAGUGGCAGAAGAACAGCUGUACCACGUGUGUGUGUGACCGUGGUCAGUCUCGUUGUCACACAGAGAAAUGUCCUCCACUCACCUGUAACAAGGGUCAGGCGAAAGUCAAAAGGUCGGGCCAGUGUUGCGAGGAAUGCUCCUCCACCAAAGGCAGCUGCCUGUACGAAGGCGUGGUGCGUUACCACGGCGACAUGUGGAACGGCACGGGGUGCGAGUUCUGCCUGUGUGAGCGGGGCCAGGUGCUGUGCCAACGAGCGGAAUGCGGCAGGGUCCAGUGUCCACGGGGAGAGGAGUUGGUCCAGUUACCAGGGAAAUGCUGUCCAGAAUGUAAAAGCAUGGUCAGCUCCUGUGUUUAUAACCCACCCGAACUGGAGGGUCAGCAGGGCGGCAUGAAGAGCUUCAGACGCCUUUCUAAUCUGGAGAGGUGGAAUGAAGGUCCAUGUCGAGAGUGCCAGUGUAAGGAUGGUCAUGUGACCUGUUACAGACUCUCCUGCCCGACAUGCGCGGCGGGCACCCUGGCCAUGCCCCAGCCGGGAGAGUGCUGCCCACAGUGCCAUCCAGCUGUUCCGUGCAGGCAGGACUGUCUGACGUGCUCCGGCUCUGCUGAUCACUGUGAAAGCUGUAAGGAUCCCGGUGCGUUUCUGUGGAACGGACGCUGCCUGCAGAAGUGCCCUCAGGGGUUUUUCCCACAAGGCCGAGUCUGUGCAGCCUGCCAGCCAUCCUGUUCCACCUGUGAAAAUGACUUUGAAUGUACAUCAUGUGGUGGGUCCCUCAUAUUAAACAACAGGCAGUGUGUAACCACCUGUGACAGAGGCUUUUACCAGGACCACACACAGUGUCUGAGUUGCGAUGAGACCUGCUCGUCCUGCCGUGGUCCCGGUCAACACGAGUGCCUCUCCUGCGCUGACCCGUCCCACCUGCUCAAAGACGGGUUCUGCGUCACCGACUGCGGCCCCGGAUUCUACGCCAAGCAAGGCAGCUGCUACGCAUGUGAUCCAUCAUGUGCUGCCUGUUUCCCUGACAACCCCAGCUGCACAACAUGCCCCUCAGAUUACACACUGCAUCAUGGGAAAUGUAUUCCCCAGUGUCCGGAGCACCACUACAAAGACAUUCAUGGCCGUUGCCAAGCGUGCCACAGUGCGUGCGCGGCCUGCUCAGGUCCCUCCGUGUCCCAGUGCACGUCGUGCCCGGCGGGCCUGGCCCUGCAUCUCGGACGGUGUUUGGAAUCUUGCGGGGAGGGGAUGUUCUUCCGAGACGGCCUGUGUCACCGUUGUCAUUCAUCCUGUCGUGCGUGUGUGGGGCCCGAGUCCUGGGAGUGCGUACGCUGCUUGAAACCCGAGGAGGUCCUGCAGCCCUGGACUCAGUCUGUCUCUUACGGGAGCUGUGUGUCCUCCUGCCAAACCCAGCACUACCUCAGCAUCGCACACAUCUGCAGAGAGUGCCAUGCCUCGUGUUCGCAGUGUACGGCAGGAAGUGCCCAGAGCUGCAUUUCCUGUGUCCGGCCAAAUGUCCUCCAUCAGGGACAGUGUCUGGAUCGCUGUCCCCAUGGUUACCACGUCCAGGAAGGUUCCUGUCGAGCCUGCCACCCGUCCUGUAAAGAAUGCACUGGGCCGUCUCAGGCCGACUGCUCAGUCUGUCCUCCACACGCGAGCCUUCACAACGGUUACUGCAGGAGUAGCUGUCCAGAGGGACAGUACCUCAACGCGGUGGGCCACUGCAGCGAUUGCCAUGGUGACUGCCAGCGUUGUGCAGCAGACCUGCAGACUGGCACGGGCACGGUGUGUUUAUGGUGUAAAGUGCCCAGGACGCUGCUGCUGGGGGAUCGCUGUGUGGCACAGUGCCCCUCUGGGCACUACCAGCAACACGGAGCCUGCAAAAAAUGCCACUCUUCAUGUGGGGAGUGCCAUGGGGAGGGGCCACUCUCCUGUACUUCCUGUUUGGCGCCAGCCGUGCUGCUGUCCUCUGGUCUGUGUGUGUCUCGCUGCCCGGUGGGUUACUAUAGCGACGCAGACCGGGUCUGCAGGGCGUGUGACAGCCAGUGUUUGACAUGUGACAUGGCUGGGGUGUGCACAUCCUGCAGAGACCCUGAUAAAGUCCUCCUGUUUGGAGAAUGUCAGUACGAGAACUGCGCCCAUCAGUAUUACCUCAAUAUCACCACUCGCACCUGCAGAGAGUGCGACUGGAGCUGUAAUGCCUGUCGUGGACCUCUGCGCUCGGACUGUCUGCAGUGCAUGGAGGGUCACAUGCUCCAGGGGGGCGUGUGUGUUCAGAGCUGCUCCCCGGGCUCUUACCGCGACGGAGACAGGUGCCUCGACUGUGAUGAACACUGUGAUGUGUGCCAAGGACCCAGGCAGUGCCAGCGAUGCCAGGCACCAUAUGCCACACUGAGGGGAGUGUGUGUUCAGGAGUGUGGCAAGAAACACUUUCUAGAUAUUUCUACCCAGCAGUGCACAAUGUGUUCUCCGGGGUGUGUGGAGUGUGUGAGUAAGGACCAGUGUACAGCGUGCGUGGAGAACUCAUUCCUGAGGGAGGGGCAGUGCACAGAAGACUGUGGACCUGGUUACUAUGCCGACCGGAAGAGCAGAAGCUGCCGUGCAAACAGUCACGCUCCAGUUCUGCACGUCAACGGUUCCCUCCUGGUUCCUAUUGGUGGAGUGAGGCCUUUAGACCCAGCCUUGCUGUCAGUGAAAGACUCAGACAGCCAAUCAGAAAGCCUGGUGUUCCAGCUCCUGCAGCUGCCCUCAAACGGCCGACUGGUGUGUGUGGAGAAAGGCCAGGAGAGACACCUGGACAGGGAUGAUUCAUUUACCUUCACACAGCUCAGAGAAAGAGCUGUGCGCUUCAUCCACUCAGCCAAGCAGCCCAAAAGUGGACAGUUCACCUUGAGGGCUGCAGAUCCCCAGCUGUUCUCCCAGGCACAGAGUGUUAGUGUCCAGGCUGUUUCCCAGCAGCCGCCGUUUGUGGUAACCAACCAGCCGUUAGCGAUCGACGCCGGGGAGGCGGCCGUCAUUUCCCGGUCGGUGUUGCACGUCGAGGACUACGAUAACCCUCAGGACGUUCUGCUGAUGGUCCUCGACCCUCCCAGGCACGGCCGGCUGAUGCGUCUCCAUGGCGACCGGGCGGCAACUCAGUUUAAGCUGGAGGAGCUGGCGCGCGAGCAGCUGCAAUACGUCCACGACGGUUCUGAGGGAACGCAGGACAGCCUGCUCCUGCAGAUAAACGACGGGCACAGCUACCAGAACCUUCUUUUCCACGUCAACGUGACCCAGAAGACUGGCCUCUCCCCUCCCAUGCUGUCUUUACCUAAGACCUGGGUUCGAGGAGGAGGGAUGGUACAGCUGUCAAAGAAAUACCUCAACACCCAGUAUAAAGGAGCCCCUGACUCAGAAAUAGUCUACACCAUCGACACGGCCAAAGGGCUACCCAAAUAUGGUGAGGUGCUGCUGGUGCCCAUGCCAGCCGAUGGUCCUGUGGACGGGUGGCACUUUUUCCCAGAUGGCACAGACUCUACUCCCACCACCAGCUUCACUCAGCAGGACGUCAACGAGGGCACGGUGUGGUACCGCCACUUUGGCUCCGCUUCACACGACGACACCUUCCAGUUUCAGGUUUCCAGUGAAACUUACCCUGAAGUUCUCAGUGAUUCUCAGACGUUUACCAUUGGAGUUCUGCCACAGACACCUGGCUUUCCUCAGCUGUCUCCUGGAGCUGACUUACAGAUCACCGCUUUAGAGGAUCGAGUCACAGUGAUUAGCCCUGCUGCACUCUCUUUUGUGGACGCGGAGACGCCCAGCGAAAAGCUUGUCUACAACGUCACCAAACCCUUAGCCCAAGGACAUGGCGUGUUGGAGCACAGGGACAGGCCAUACACUCCUGUGCGAUCCUUCACCCAGGCCGACGUCAACAACGGCAAGAUCAUCUACAGGCCCCCACGGGCCCCCGCACACCUGCAGGAACUCUACCAGUACUCCUUCACAGGUUUGCCUGAGUCCGUCAGUCUCCAUUUCACAGUGUCUGAUGGGGAACACACCAGCCCAGAGAUGGAUUUUGCCAUACUCCUCCUGACCAAUCACCAGCAGCCGCCCGUCUUUCAGAUCCUCGACCCCAUCCUGGAGGUCAGCCCGGGUGGCAGAGCGGCCGUCGGCGGGCAGCAGCUGGCUGUGACAGAUGCAGACACUGCUCCUGAUGAGCUGGAGUUUGAGCUGGUGGAGUCUCCAGUUCAUGGCACUCUCCACAGGGUUGACUCAGGCACGCAGACGCCAAUGCUGAACGGAGACAUCUUCACGUUCAGCGACAUCACCCGGAAUGUUCUGCAGUACGAGCAUGCCGGCUUGAACACGGAGGAGGACGCCAUGACGUUCUCUGUGACGGACGGCAUCUCCAUGACGACCACCACGGUGCAGGUCGUGGUGCUGGGGGUCAAAGGUGACGGGCCCAGGCGUGACCCGGAAGCUCUGCUGUCCAUGGAAGUGUCAGAGAAGAGCAGCACAGUCAUCACUCGCACAAGCCUGGCCUACGUGGAUGACACCUCUCCGGACGAGAAGAUCCACAUCCAGCUGGUGUCAGUGCCCAUGUACGGAAUCCUGACCAGAACCAACUCUCAGUCAGACCAUGAGGAACUGAUUGAGUAUUCUUCCUUCACGAUGCAAGACGUCAACUUACACAAGAUACGAUACAUCACUUCAUUUGAAACUGGAGACCAGCCUGUUACCGAUAUCUUCCAUUUCAUCGUCUAUGAUGAUGACAACAAUCGCCUUGACAACCAGAUGUGUACCAUCACCAUCACAUCCAAGCAGAGGCAGCCACCCAUAGUCACAGUCCGCAGUGGGAUUAAGGUUCAGGAAGGGGGCAGGGUCCAGCUGUCGGCCAAUCACAUCAUAGCGUCUGAUCCGGACACGCCAAAAAAAGACCUCCUGGUUUGGCUGAUCAACCCACCUAAAUAUGGCUUCAUUGAAAACACAAAACAUGUCGGUUCCACGGGCGGCUCUCGCCUCAUCGGUCCAGACGUGCCUUUCAGCGUGGAGGACUUGACCUCCGACCGCGUCUUCUACGUGCAGAAUGUCCGUCAGCCCAACGUUCACAGCGACGUCUUCAGCCUCUACGUCAGUGACGGAUCCAGCCAGACGGCAGCUUUUGAUGUCACCAUAGACAUCCUGGAGAGCAAAGAAGAGAAAACUCCAGUGAUCUCAGUGAGCAGUAUUCAUGUGGAAGAAAAUUCUGGUGUGGUUAUCACAAACUCCUCCUUAAAUGUGGUGGAUCUGGACACGCCUGAGAAUGAGAUUAUACUCACAGUCAUCAAAAAACCAUUUUAUGGCAAACUGCGGAGAAGACAGUUUUACUCCCAGCCUCUGGACAACGGGCGAAUCCUCCAGCAAGGCUCCACCUUCACCUACCAGGACGUUUUGGACGAGCUGAUGGUGUACACCCCGGACGGCCUGGCGGCGGGAACGGACGAACUGCGUUUCUCCGUCACGGACGGCAUCCACACGGAGACGGGGCGGCUGGAGUUCAGCAUGGACGUGAAGAAGAGCGAAACGCCCAGAGUGACCGUCAACAGAGGCCUUCAGAUCCCUGCAGGGUCGUCUGCUAAGAUCACUGAGCAGCAUCUGAAGGGAACCGACGAGGAUUCGGACAACGCGAAGCUCAAGUUCACCCUGACGAAAGACCUCCAUGUGGGGACAUUGCAGCUCUCAAAGGGCAGAACAAAAGCCAAAAUCUCUGUCAAAGGACCAGUGAAGAGUUUCACCCAGGAUGACAUUAACAAAGGUUUGGUGGAAUACAUUCACGAGAAGUCUGAGACUGGGGGCAGUUUCUCCUUCAAGUUCAACUUGGAAGACCCUGAGGGCAACAAAGCGAUAGACCAGUCGUUCUUCAUCAGCGUGCUGGAGGACAGACUCCCUCCCUCAGUCGUGGUAAAUAAAGGCUUGGUGUUGGACGAGGGCUCAGUGAAGAAAAUCACCACCUCACAGCUGUCCUCCACAGACCAAGACAGCGAACCAGGAGAGCUUGUCUACCGAAUCACCAAGCAGACCCAGCUUGGCCAUCUGGAACAUUCCAGCAAUCCAGGCAAGCGCAUCAGCACGUUCACUCAGGCGGACCUCGUCUCCCGCAGUAUUCAGUACAUCCACAGCAGCGAGGAGGAGAAACACUCCGACGACUUCACCUUCACAGUGUCUGACGGUGCUAAUGAGAUCUCCCAGACCUUCUACAUCACUCUCCGGCCAGUGGACGACUCUUUGCCUUUGCUGCAGGUUCCAGGAAUGAGGGUCCAAGAGGGAGUGAGGAAGACUAUCACAGAGUUUGAGCUGAAGGCCACAGACGCAGACACAGAGGAGGAAUCUAUCAUCUUCACGAUCGUUCAGCCCCCGCGGCAUGGAACCAUUGAGCGGACCAACGGUGGACAACACUACCGUCAGACCAGCACCUUCUCCAUGGACGACAUCUACCAGAACCGGAUCAGCUACAGCCACGACGGUAGCAACUCCCUCAAAGACCGCUUCACCUUCACCGUGUCCGACGGAGCCAACAUGUUCUUCAUGGUGGAGGAAGGCGGGAAAGAGAUUGUCACAGCUGCACCACAGAAGUUUAAAAUUGACAUCCUGCCAGUGGAUGAUGGUACUCCUCGAAUUGUCACUAAUCUGGGCCUUCAGUGGCUGGAGUACAUAGACAACAAGGCAACCAAUCUGAUUUCCAAAAAAGAGCUUCUCACCAUUGAUCCAGACACAGAUGAUGGACAGCUGACCUACGAGAUCACCGCUGAGCCCAGACACGGUUUCCUGGAGAGCAAGCUAAAACCCGGCACUCCCCUCAACACCUUCACACAAGCUGACAUAAACCUGGGUCUGAUCCGUUAUGUGCUGAGAGAAGAGAGCGUCCAGGAAACCAUGGACAACUUCAAGUUUCUGGUGAAGGACAGCAUGCCCAAUAUUGUCAGUGACAACGUGUUUCAUAUUCAGUGGUCCCUCAUCAGCUUCGAGCACAAAAGCUAUAACGUGAGCGAGAAAGCGGGAACGGUCGCGGUGACGGUGAAGAGGACCGGGAACCUUAACCAGUACGCCAUCGUUCUGUGUCGUACGGAGCAGGGCACAGCCACCUCCACCUCCAGCGUGGGGUCGCGACCCGGGCAACAGGACUACGUAGAGUACGCAGGGCAGGUCCAGUUCGACGAGAGAGAAGACACCAAAGUUUGCACCAUCGUGAUUAACGACGACCAGGUGUUUGAGAACAUCGAGAGUUUUAACGUGGAGUUGAGCAUGCCCGUUUACGCCCUGCUGGGUCACGUGACCAAAGCGAAAGUCUACAUCAACGACACGGAGGACGAGCCCACCCUGCAGUUCGAUAAGAAGACCUACCACGUCAACGAGAGCACCGGUUUCAUAUUCGCCCCAAUCGAAAGGAAAGGCGAUACCUCCAGCAUGGUGUCGGCCCUGUGUUACACCAUGCCCAAAUCAGCCCAAGGCAGCAGCCUACACGCCCUGGAGUCCGGUUCCGAUUACAAGUCCCGUGGGAUGAGCCGGGAGAACAGGGUCAUCUUCGGCCCGGGUGUCAGCAUGUCCACCUGCGACGUCAAACUGAUCGACGACAGCGAGUACGAGCUGUCCGAGGAGUUUGAGCUGGUGCUGUCGGACGCCUCGGACAACGCGCGCAUGGGUGACAUCACCAUCGCCAAGGUGAUCAUCGACGGGCCCAACGACGCCUCAACGGUGUUCCUUGGCAAUGGGUCCUUCACCUUCAGCGAGGAUGCAGGUACCAUUGAGAUCCCUGUCCUUAGGCACGGCAGUGACCUCUCCUCCGUGACCUCUGUGUGGUGUGCCACGCGACCCGCUGACCAGGACUCGGCCACGCCCGGGGUGGAUUACAUCCCCAGCUCCAAAAAAAUCGAGUUCAAACCUGGCAAGACCGAGGAGACGUGCAGUUUGACUAUUAUGGAUGACAUUCAGAAUCCCACCAUCGAGGGAAAAGAGUCGUUUGUGGUGUUUCUGAGUUCUCCCAACGGUGCCGUCCUCACCGAACCCCACGAGGCUUCAGUCUACAUCACAGACACCACCCAGGACAUUCCCAGCAUGCAGUUUGAGAAGGUGGCGUACACGGUGAAGGAGAAAGACCGAGUCCUGCACAUUCCCAUAAUCCGGACGGGAGACCUGACAUACAAGUCCUCCGUCAGGUGCUUCACCCGUACCAUGUCCGCCAUGGUGAUGGAUGACUUCGAGGAAAGGAGGAACGAUGAUGAUUCCCGCAUCACGUUCCUCAAAGGAGAGAAGGUGAAGAAUUGCACGGUGCAGGUACACGACGACUCCGUGUUUGAGCCAGAGGAGGAGUUUCAGGUUCACCUGGGCACGCCUCAAGGAGACCACUGGAGCGGAGCCAUGAUCGGGGUCAAAGACAUCGUCACGGUGACCAUCACCAAUGAGGAGGACGCACCUACCAUUGAGUUUGAACAAGCCUCCUACCAGGUGCGGGAGCCGCCAGGUCCAGAUGGAAUUGAGGUUCUGAACAUCAAAGUGAUCCGUAAAGGAGACCUGGACCGAACCUCUAAGAUCCGCUGCAGCACCAGGGACGGUUCGGCCCAGUCUGGAGUGGACUACAACCCCAAGAGCAGAGUCCUCAAGUUCAGCCCUGGGAUGGACCACAUUCUCUUCAAAGUUGAGAUCUUGUCAAACGAGGACCGUGAGUGGCACGAGUCGUUCUCAUUGGUCCUUGGACCCGAUGACCCUGUGGAGGCUGUGCUCGGUGAGAUCACCAUGGCAACAGUGACCAUCCUGGACCAGGAAGCUGCGGGCAGUCUCAUUCUCCCGGCUCCGCCCAUCGUGGUGUCUCUGUCAGACUAUGACUAUGUUCAGGAGGUCACCAAAGAGGGCAGUAAAAAGUCCCCGUCUCCAGGGUACCCCCUGGUCUGUGUGACCCCCUGUGACCCUCACUACCCCAAAUACUCAGUCAUGAGAGAACGCUGUGAGGAGGCAGGCAUCAACCAAACCUCCGUCCACUUCAGCUGGGAGGUGGCAGCUCCCACCGACAGCAGCGGGGCCAGGUCUCCGUUCGAAACGGUUACGGACAAUACUCCAUACACCACAGUUAAUCACAUGGUCCUGGACAGUAUAUACUUUAGCCGGCGUUUCCACGUUCGCUGUGUGGCUCAGGCCAGGGAUAAGGCAGGGCAUCUGGGCACACCCCUCAGGAGCAACAUUGCUGUGAUUGGUACAGAGGGCUCCAUAUGCCACACCCCUGUUACCACGGGAACAGCCCGGGGGUUCCAAGCUCAGUCUUUCAUCGCCACUCUGAAAUACCUGGACGUGAAACACAAGGAACAUCCCAACCGGAUUCACAUCUCAGUCCAAAUCCCUCACCAAGACGGAAUGCUCCCCCUAGUGUCCACAAUGCCUCUGCACAACCUCCACUUCCUUCUGUCCGAAUCCAUCUACCGCCAGCAACACAUCUGUUCCAACCUGGUCACACUCAAAGACCUGCAGGGAGUCUCCGAGACCGGCUUUCUGGAUGACGUGUCCUAUGACAGCAUAUCCCUUGGCCCUGGAUAUGACCGGCCCUAUCAGUUUGACCCAAUUGUGAGGGAACCCAAAACCAUCCAGCUCUACAAGCACCUGAACCUGAAAAGCUGCAUCUGGACUUUCGAUGCUUACUAUGAUAUGACUGAACUCAUCGACGUGUGUGGAGGAUCAGUCACCGCUGACUUUCAGGUGAGAGACUCUGCACAGUCUUUCCUGACGGUACAGGUUCCCCUCUAUGUUUCUUACAUCUACGUCACGGCACCUCGUGGCUGGGCCUCUCUGGAACAUCACACAGAGAUGGAGUUCUCCUUCUUCUAUGACACCGUUCUGUGGAGAACCGGCAUUCAGACAGACAGCGUUUUGUCAGCCAGACUCCAGAUCAUCAGGAUAUUUAUCAGAGAGGAUGGUCGCUUGGUGAUCGAGUUUAAAACUCAUGCUAAAUUCAGAGGUCAGUUUGUCCCCGAACACCACACCUUGCCUGGGCACAAAUCCCACCUGAUGGCCCCUGAUCACCUGGGAGGCAUUGACUUCGACCUGCAGCUGGUGUGGAGUGCCCAGUCUUUUGAUUCACCCUAUCAGCUCUGGAGAGCCACCAGUUCCUAUAGCAGGAAAGACUACUCUGGGGAGUACACAGUCUUUCUCAUCCCCUGUACAGUACAGCCCACUCAACCAUGGAUCGACCCUGGAGAUAAACCUCUGUCCUGCACUGCACAUGCUCCAGAGAAAUUCCUGGUGCCCAUUGCUUUCCAGCAAACCAAUCGUCCCGUCCCUGUGGUGUACUCGCUCAACACUGAGUUUCAGCUGUGUAACAAUGAGAAAGUCUUUAUGAUGGAUCCGGCCUCUGCAGACGUGGCUAUGGCUGAGAUGGACUACAAAGGAGCCUUCUCUAUGGGCCAGACGUUGUAUGGGAGAGUACUGUGGAACCCAGAGCAGAACCUGAACUCGGCUUACAAACUCCAGCUUGAGAAGGUGUACCUGUGCACAGGCCGAGACGGCUACGUCCCCUUUUUUGACCCAACCGGCACCCUGUACAAUGAGGGUCCACAGUACGGCUGCAUUCAGCCAAAUAAGAAUCUCAAACACAGGUUCCUGCUACUGGAUCGGAAGCAGCCAGAUGUAUGUGACCGCUACUUCCAUGAUGUUCCUUUUGAGGCCAGCUUUUCCAGUGAUAUUCCAGAAUUGCAGGCCAUGGCUGGAAUGCCUGGGGUGGAUGGCUUCACUAUGAAAGUUGAUGCUCUUUACAAGGUGGAGGCGGGGCAUCAGUGGUACCUGCAGGUAAUCUAUGUGAUUGGUCCAGAAUCCAUCUCCAGUCCAAGGAUCCAGCGUUCACUGACCUAUCAGCUAAAGCGUAGUCGUCGGGACCUGGUUGACCGUUCAGGGCGUCUCAUGCUGGACGAGUCCCUCAUCUAUGACAAUGAGGGUGACCAGGUGAAGAAUGGCACCAACAUGAAGUCACUGAAGCUAGAGGUGGAGCCCUCAGCAACGUACAACCCUCAAAUGGGUAGCUCCAUCGGGGGAGGCGUGGCAGCUGUCACGGUGCUCGUACUGAUCCUCCUGGCAUUCUGCUUCGUGGUCCGAAGAUGUCGCCUUAUUGGAAAGAAGAGGCCGCUCAAAGCGGCAGAGGAGUAUCCGCUGAAUACGAAGGUGGAAGUAUGUUUGGAGCGGCUGGAGAAGAACCUCAACAGCAAGCACUGUACCGUGAGGAAUGUGAACCUCCUUCACAAGAGCCCUGAUACCUGCAAGGCUAACGGGGUCAAGGUCAAACAGGUCAACCUGGAGGUCAAACUUCACAACAACUUGAACGAUGGCACUGAAGUCUGA